AUGAACGUUAUUGAUCGUUUCAAGAAUAAAGUUGUUGAAAAAUUUUAUAACCACGGUUUAUUUGUUGCCGACAAUUCACUUUAUGUUAUUUUAAUAGUUUUUGGAUUAUUUAUUCUUUCGUUAUUUCAAAUUACUCAUGUUCCUCCACCUGGCAGUUCGUUAGAAGUAUUCACUGAAUCAAGUAGAACAUUUCGUCCUGUUCAAGCACGAUUAGAAUUAAAUCAUAAUGAAAUACAUGAUAAACAACCAGACAAACCUCUUUGGUAUACUGGUUAUCCAAUAGCUUAUGUUCAACAUAUUGUUGUCCGUUGUGGUUUAGCAUCAUCUUUAUCAUCAGUAACACUUAAACCUACCGAUUUUUUUCGUUCAUGUAUACUAAAAUCAAAUGAAAUUCGCGAUUUAUUAUCAUCAAUUCAAUAUGACAAUAAUCAACUUGAGAAUUAUUGUUUACAUGUAACUGAAUCAUCCAAUGUUUACUUGAAACAAUAUUUACCUAAUUAUGGUUGUCUAUUAUUAUCUCCUUUGAAUAUUUGGAAUAAUGAUAUUACAAAAUUAUAUGACGAUAGUAGUCCAUUAGACACUAUACAACAAAUACUCACAUCAUCAUCGAGUGAUCAACAACAAUCAUUUGGUAGUAGACGAAGACGACGACGUUUAUUUAAUGAUAUUACAUUUGGUGUACCAUAUCGUCUAAUACAAAAUGAAUUUGGUCGUCAAGAAUAUCAAAUGACGUAUGCCAUUACGUUGUUACUGAUGAAUGCAUCGUCAAAUUAUUUACAAAUAUUAAAAGAAAGAUUAGAAUCAAAAUAUUAUUUAAGUGCAAAUAAUAAUAAUACAAUACAAGACGAUACAGAUAUAUUUCAUGUACACUUUUCAAGAAAAUCAUUCGUCUAUUAUUUACCAUUGGUAUUAUUGUAUCUCGUUGUCUUUUUAUACAUUUAUUAUUCUGUUAGUCAAUUUGAAUGCGUCAAAUCAAAAUGGGGUUUAGCAUUGGCUGCUGUAAUGCAAAUCUUUUGCUCUUUAAUUAUUUCGCUAGCUUUAAGUUCUUAUUUUAAUAUUACUCCUCGUCUAAACGGCGGUGAAGUAUUUCCAUAUUUGGUUGUAUUUAUUGGUUUAGAAAAUUUAGUUGUUAUUACACGUAGUGUUACAUCUCAAACCAUCAACGACGAUAUACGGCACCGAGUUGGUAACGGUUUAAAGAAAGAAUCUUGGACUAUUUUUAAACAUUUACUUUAUGAACUUUUAAUUGUAUUGAUUGGUUAUGUGACAUUUGUUCCAACUGUUCAAGAAUUUUGUCAAUUUGCAUUCAUUGGAAUAUCUAUUGAUUUUUUUAUGCAAAUGAACUUUUUUGUUGCUGUAUUAAGUAUUGACAUUAGGCGAAUACCAACAACAUCAGCAACAACAUCUUCUAAAAUGAUAAAACAAUCAUCGACUAUACAAAUGCCUUUGCAACAACCAUCAUCAUUAUCAUCAACAAUUAUUUCAUCUACAAGUCGUAAACAUAAUCAAUCAACAUGGGCAAAAUAUCGUUUUAUUCAACGUACAAUUAUGUUUUUAAUUCUUAUAUGGUUUCUUCUUAUUUUUUAUAAAUCUUGUUUAAUCGUUGAUCUAUUACAUAAGAAUGUUAAAAUAAAUCGAGAAGAAAUUGAAGGUUUUGUAUCAGAAAAAACACUCACUGAACAUUAUAUGAAACAACGAUCAACAGUAAACAUAAGUCGUCCAACAAACAAAGAAAAUGACAAAUUAUUAUUUUAUAAAAAAUUUCAAUGGCAUCUUCUAUUGAAUUUUGAUCAUUGGCCAACAUUAUUCUCUUAUUACAACAUAACAAAUCAUAAUAGAUAUUUAACAAUUUUACCAAGUAUUUAUUUAUCAAUACCAAUUCAAGAUCAAACAUCAGAAUUACAAAAUGAUAAUUCUCUUCUCAACGAGCCAAACAAUAUUCAACAAACUGUAAAGAACGAUGAAUUUAAAUCGAAUUCUCUUCAUGUAUCAUUUUCGAGCGCUGUAUUAGAACUAAUGUUUAUUGUUUUCUUUGGUUUUCUAUUUUUAUCUGGUUUAUAUUGUUUAUUUUCAUUUUCUCGUGGUCAUUCACAACCUUAUGCAGCUUCAGCGAAUGCAGUCCAACGUGAUUAUGAUGUAAUACCAAUUGUGAUGUAUUCUAAAAAAACAUCUACAUCUAUAAUCGAAACAAUUUCAUCGAAUGAGAUCCAUCUGACAGUCUGUUAUAGUGACUAUUCAAUUCUUUUAUGGAAUUAUUCAACUGGUGAUCUUAUAACAACAAUACAACGUGAAAAGCCUUCGUAUCAUGUUUGGUGCUCAGUAUUAGUCGAUGAACUUCUCAUAUUAGGUUGUUCAAAUGGACAAUUAGAAAUAUGGAAUAUAUUUCAUCAACAACAUCUGAAGACAGAACAUUGUGCUGAUGGAGGUAUAACACAUCUCAUACGUUCCCAUAAUUCUAUGUAUACAGUGUUAGUGACAACACAAACCGGACAUAUAUUAUUGUAUGAUAUACAAAUGACAAUGAACAAACAAAUAAAUAUCCAUUGUUUCUAUCAACAACGAGUCCAUCAGUGGCCAAUAAGAACGUGUAAAAUAGAAGCAUCAAGAAUAAUGACAGGAAGUGAUGAUCAUAGUAUUAAAAUAACACAAUUAAUUAAUGGACAAUGUCUAUUUACAUUCAACAAACAUAAAGCCCCUGUUAGCUGUUUAGCCACUGAUAAAAACAAUCCAUCGUCUUUGGUUAGUGGUUGUCUGGAUGGUCAGCUAUGCCUGUGGGAUUUGACAACCGGACGGUGUUUAUUAACAAAGCAGCACGCUCAUAAUGGUUUUAUACUUGAAUUAAUGUCACAUGAUACCGUAUUGGCUAGUCUUGGUAAUGAUGAUCGAAUUUGUAUAUGGAAACGUCGAACUUUAGACUAUUUAUACGAUAUUCGAUUAAAUAAUUCAACGUUAUGUUUUACACUAGCCCAAAAUUAUUUACUUCAUACCCAUUCUGGUUAUUUAUUUGUAACCGAUACAAAAACAAAUCAGUUGAAACAAACGUUACUCUAUCAAUUAAAUAAUUCAACAGCUAGUCAUGCAAUAGAAAUGAUCUAUUCUCUAACUAAACAAACAAUUAUUAUCCAUGACAACAACGAUAUUCUUUAUUCACUGAGUUUACCAGAGAAAUUUGUGAACGAUUAA
Messenger RNA from Didymodactylos carnosus, 3183 nucleotides. The record is from the annotation of a GenBank genome assembly. NCBI's taxonomy places the organism in Eukaryota, Metazoa, Rotifera, Eurotatoria, Philodinida, Philodinidae.